AGACUAUCAAUGUGUGUAUGAGAACGUAAAAAGCGUGUAGGAGUUGUUCAGUUCAAACGCCGAUGAGGUAGCCCAAGCACAAUUUCCGUACACGCACAGUUUACAACCAUAGAGGGAUCACUAAAACAUAACUCAGUGGAUUAGGAGUCACAUAGGUCAGUAAACGAAGACACGGGCACAUUUCUUCGGCUGGGGUGGAAGAGCGACGGCUAAAGACUGCUGACCUAGAAGGAGCCACAGAGAGAAACAGCCAUGACAGAAUAUUACCAGAUCUUAGGGGUCCAGAGAAACACGUCGGCGGAGGACAUUAAAAAAGCGUACAGAAAGCUAGCACUCAAGUGGCAUCCAGACAAGAACCCUGACAACAAGGAGGACGCAGAGAGAAAGUUCAAAGAGCUUUCAGAAGCCUAUGAGGUCCUGUCAGACGCAAACAAGAGGAACCUGUAUGACCAAUAUGGUAAAGAAGGCCUAACAGGAAGCGGAGGGGGAGGAGGAGGGCAUUAUCACAACGCAGAUCACUUCGGUGGUGGGUUCACAUUCCGUAAUCCAGAGGACGUCUUCAGGGAAUUCUUCGGGGGACGAGAUCCAUUUGCAGAUUUCUUCGUGGACGAUGACUUCUUCGGCGGGGGUCAAAGGCAGCGAGGGGUGAGCCGGAGCAGGACCGGGGGACCCUUCUUCCACGGUUUCGGGGGCUUCCCCCCCUUCGGGGCAGGCUUUCCAGUGUUUGAUUCAGGUGGGCCUCCCCUGCAGCACGGUUUCACUUCGCUGGGGCAUAUGGGUGGAGGGGGCUUUGCCACGUUCUCCUCUUCAUCUUUUGGGGGUAGCGGAGGAGGAGGAGGGGGGAUGGGCAACAUCCGCUCAGUAUCCACCUCCACCAAGUUCAUCAACGGCAGAAGAAUCACCACAAAGCGGAUUGUGGAGAAUGGCCAGGAGAGGGUGGAGGUGGAGGAGGACGGUCAGUUGAAGUCUCUAACCGUCAACGGUAAGGAGCAGCGCCUAAGACUGGAUAACAAGUGAUAACCUCUGCACAACGUUUGAAAUACUCACACCUGACCUGGAAACAAACCAAACUAACUCAGCGUGACGAUGCUGCUCAGGGUCGCAAUCUUGGUUUCUCUCCUCUCUUCUCCCCUGUUGACAUUCGUAGUUCACGUGUAGUUCACAGCGAGGAAAUGUGUUCUCAUCUUAGUUUAGCCGCUGGAGCGAGGGACGAUCACAUAGGGUUGUAUUUAUUCCAGCUUUACCUUUUUUGGGACCAUUCUCUUACUAGGACCAAUGUGUAUGACUUUUUUUUUUGUUGCUGUACUGAUUUUGCUGUAUUAGAGUUUUUCUGUGGGUGGACUUCUUUACCUUUUAGUUCUAAAAGUCAGGGGCACAACGAGAUGUACAUUUGGAUGGCUUUGCGUUUGUGCAUUUAAAAAAAAAUGUUAUUAACUGUCAAAUGAUCUCAGCUUUAACCCUUUGCCUAUUUAAAAGAAAAUGGAACAUCUCUCUAACCUGUACACCGUUUUCAUGUUCAUGAGCUUCAGAUGACCCAUUUUAGACACCUAAUAAAUGUCUAUAGUAUUAAUGUGAA
Molecule: messenger RNA, 1576 nt
Organism: Oncorhynchus gorbuscha (pink salmon)
Lineage: Eukaryota; Metazoa; Chordata; Actinopteri; Salmoniformes; Salmonidae
Product: dnaJ homolog subfamily B member 6-like
Exons: 8
Coding region: 253-1017 (254 amino acids)
Biological process (GO): positive regulation of proteasomal ubiquitin-dependent protein catabolic process; protein refolding
Cellular component (GO): endoplasmic reticulum membrane; cytosol
Molecular function (GO): Hsp70 protein binding; ATPase activator activity
Source: RefSeq, a predicted model, not a curated record